CACGGCUGCGGCCGCUGCGGGCGCAGGAAGGGCUGGCACCUGGCCGGCACCACCUGUGUCCUUGUGUCCUUUCCCUUUGUCUUCAGCCCCUGCCUGGCUUGCGGGGAGAGCACUCCACAGUGGGCAGCCUUCAUCUACUACCUCCCCUUCAUCGUCAUCUUCCAGUUUGGCUGGGCGGCCACGCAGGUGUCCCACCUGGCCCUCAUCCCCGAGCUGGUGAGCAGUGACCAUGGGAAGGUGGAGCUCACGGCUUUCAGGUAUGCCUUCACCGUCAUGGCCAACAUCACUGUGUAUGGCCUGACCUGGCUCCUGCUGAACUUCCAGACGGACCAGCCUGACCACAUGGAGCACCUGGGCCCACAGGACAUCCCUGUGUUUCGGAACUUGGCCCUCAUCGUGGUGGGGCUCGGGGCCGUGUUCUCCCUUAUCUUCCACCUGGGCACCAAGGAGAAGCCGUACCUACCAGGGGUGCUGCCUGAGCCAGAGGAGAGCACCCCGCUGCUGCACAAGGAGCCCUCGGGCCCCCCACGUCCACUGCUGCUCUGGAAGGACUGGCUGCUGGAGCCCUCCUUCUACCAGGUUGCAGUGCUCUACAUGGCCACCCGCCUCAUCGUCAACCUGUCCCAGACCUACAUCGCCAUGUACCUGACCAACUCACUGCUGCUCUCCAAGAAGUACAUUGCCACCAUUCCCCUAGUGAUGUAUGUCAGUGGGUUCCUCUCCUCAUUCCUUAUGAAGCCUGUGAACAAAUGGAUUGGUCGGAACCUGACUUACUUUGUGGGCAUCCUGGUGGUCCUGGCCUUUGCCUCGUGGGUGACCCUGGCCAGGCCAAUAGGAGAUGAGAUCUACGGGCUGGCAGUGCUGCUCGGGGCUGGCUCAGCCACCAUCCUGGUCACCUCCCUGUCUAUGACUGCAGAUCUCAUCGGCACUAACACGCACAGCAGCGCAUUUGUCUACGGUGCCAUGAGCUUCACGGACAAGAUGGCCAAUGGCCUGGCUGUGAUGGUGAUCCAGAACCUGCACCCCUGCCCGACUGAGCUGUGCUGCCCUGCCUGUGUCGACUUCUACCGCUGGGUGAUGGUGCUGGUCACUGGCGGCAUUGCCAUUGCUGCUGUCACCGUGCUGUGCUGCAUCAUGGUGUGGCCCAUCCGGAUCCGCUACCGUGCUGUCAGCCUGCAGGGGCUGAGCAGUGCUAGGACCCCUGAAAGUGGCACUGGGAGCGCUGAGGGAGAGAGCCAGAGCAGCACCAUCAACUGAGCGGGCCUGUGUCCC
Messenger RNA from Cyanistes caeruleus (blue tit), 1272 nucleotides. RefSeq names its product major facilitator superfamily domain containing 12 (gene MFSD12). Gene Ontology annotation, cellular component: plasma membrane. Gene Ontology annotation, molecular function: symporter activity. Lineage: Eukaryota; Metazoa; Chordata; Aves; Passeriformes; Paridae. Gene Ontology annotation, biological process: carbohydrate transport; regulation of melanin biosynthetic process; pigment metabolic process involved in pigmentation. The record is from RefSeq and is a predicted model, not a curated record.